Carassius gibelio (silver crucian carp) is the source of this 5849-nucleotide messenger RNA. RefSeq names its product nuclear protein AMMECR1-like. The transcript has 6 exons. The record is from RefSeq and is a predicted model, not a curated record. Lineage: Eukaryota; Metazoa; Chordata; Actinopteri; Cypriniformes; Cyprinidae. The coding region runs from base 903 to 1859 and encodes 318 amino acids.
CAUCAGGUCGAAGACUUGAACCAAAGAGGACGAGUCCAUAACAAAUGAGGGAUGUCUGCGUCGCCGUGAUAGCGUAGUUCGUGAAUAGGGAGAAAUGCGUUUGACACGCAGAAAUCUGUCGUAAACUACGUCCUGGGUUCUGUACUCCGGCGUGAAAGUAGAGAAUACUAUUCUGAGCGCUUCAGAUGAUCGCAUAGGAUAUCUUCUCUACCGCAACCGAGCUAAUGUUAGCAGCUGCGAGCGGAACACUCAGCAUCUGACGGAGGCCAUGCUAUUAUGCCGUGCGAAAAUGCACCUAAAUAAUCGGAUGACAGCGCUCGGAUCCGUCGAAGGAAAACUUUUGGGCUCGGUUUACGCGGCGGGCUUGCAUUAAAGCAGGUCGUGAGGCUAUGGUGCUAUCACGCACGCAGCCGAACCGCAUCGACUGAACGCCGCUCAGACUGCGUCGCCUCUGGGGCGAGGCGUGUAUGGGUCCUGCGUACUCGAGGUCCCCGCUCCCGCAGAGGGAGACCUGACUCUACAGGCCAUAUAUUUGCCUAUGACUGUCGUUUCAUGUAUGGAUGGACGCGUGCAUGUUUUGACAGUAUCCUGCGUGCAUCGUUGCAGUCGGCACAGCGCAUCCCAAGGAGGGGCUGUUACUCUAACAAACACACAUUGGCUCCGUCGAAGCCUUUAAUUUGAGUCCCUAAGAACAUUACGUAGGGCUUGCAGCGUACGCUACGUCUUUUCGAAGGAAAAAAAAUAUCGGGUGACAUUGCAGUCUCUCCCCUCGGAGAGAUAUAACGUAAGCCCCGCUCGGUUAUUAACAAGGGAAGGUGGAGCACUGUCCGUCGUACGUGCUGACGCAGUGGGAUUUCUACGCGUGGUCUGCGUUUCGGCCCGCCCUUCCCGCGGUGACGGUGAUGGGUCGGAAGCGGUGUGUCGGUGCAGAUUGUUCGAAGAUGGCGGCAGGGUGCUGCGGGGUGAAGAAGCAGAAGUUGUCGGGAUCCCCCGGUGCGGGGGGUCCCGGAGGGGCGGGGAGCGGAGUAGCCGGGACCGGACAUUGUGGAUCGGAAUUGGGGAUCGGGUCGUCGUCGAGUGUUGUGGCCGGGAACGUGACUCGGAUGAACGGCCUGGGGGGUCCGGGGAGCAGCAGCAGCAGCACCAAUGCUCUGUCCCCAACUCCAGGAGGAUACACUUCCACCGGCCUCUCCCCGACUCUCAGCCCCGGCUCCGGAGCCAGGAAAAUGGUCGUUUCGGCGGAGAUGUGUUGCUUUUGCUUCGACGUGCUUUAUUGCCAUCUCUACGGAUACCAGCCUCCUCGAACACCCAGGUUUACAAACGACCCCUACCCACUGUUUGUCACUUGGAAAAUCGGCCGGGACAAGCGGUUAAGGGGUUGUAUAGGUACAUUUUCUGCCAUGAACCUGCACUCAGGACUCAGGGAGUACACCCUUACCAGUGCCCUUAAAGACAGCCGCUUUCCCCCCAUGACGAGGGACGAGCUGCCGCGCCUCUUCUGCUCAGUGUCUCUGCUCACAAACUUCGAGGAUGUUGGUGAUUAUCUAGACUGGGAGGUGGGUGUUCACGGCAUUAGGAUAGAAUUUUUUAAUGAAAAAGGAUCAAAGCGCACCGCCACCUACCUGCCAGAGGUUGCGAAGGAGCAAGGAUGGGACCACAUUCAGACUAUAGAUUCCUUACUUCGAAAGGGAGGUUACAAAGCUCCCAUCACAAAUGACUUCAGGAAGACUAUUAAAUUGACCAGGUACCGUAGUGAAAAGAUGACCAUGAGCUACGCAGAAUACAUCGCCCACCGCCAGCAUCAUCACUACCAGAAUGGCAUCGGGCACCCUCUCCCUCCGUACAACCAUUAUUCCUGACAGCGAGCCGCAUGACCAGCCACUGGACCUCUCGGCAGACAUCUUUCCGGGAGAACCCGCCCCCUCUUGGUCUAGCUAUCUGUACUACUGUACCAUUUUAUGAUGAUAGUUUCCGUUGCCAUGUCCUCAGUCCGUUGGAGGCAUGGCAGCGGGUGGCAAAUAAGCAUUAGGUGAUUAUAAAGCGAAAAAAUACAAUUCAUUUAUUUUGUCAUUUUUAUUCUUUGCAUUUAAUUUAAUUUUUGCAGCAUAUAUAUAAAUAUAUAUACCCCUUUCCUUUUUAAGCAAAUAAAAUUUUUUUUUUGUUAUAACAAAUUUCCUAAAAUCAGGUUUCUCAGUCUGUGGAUGGAAAUAAGUCAUAUUAAAUGAUGGGCAAUGAUGAGCUUUAGUUACUUUGGUGGCAAUUUUUCUUUUGUUUCAUUUUAGUUUGACUUUAUCAUAUAGGCAACCACAGGGUUUAAGGGAUUCUCUUUCCUCUCUGUGCAAUCAUUUUUAUUUGUGAGUGGUGAUUUUUGCUUUCCUUUCUCGUUUUAUCGUGAGCAUUGUUGUGGGUUGUAGGGAUAUAUGCAGUGUGGCAUAGUCAUGUGUUGUUUUUGUUUUCCUCUAGUUCUCAGAUUAUUGAAACCACGAUCUUAAAUUAGUUUUUGGGUACCACAGAAUAUUUUUCCCUUAAUGCAAAAGCCUGUUGCUACUAACAUUACCAGAGUUGAUUUGAACUGAAUUUACUUAGAUAAACAGUCGGGCCCUUUUUUGUGGAGUGUUUCUACAUGCGUAUUAAUCCACGUCUCUUCUUUUCUUGAUGUGUUGUGCUAGUGUCGUCUGUGAGGUUGAAACUAUAGGUCUGUACGAAGGGUGUAAUUGGAUGAAGGCUUUUCUAGUCCGUUUUUGCUCACAACUGAAAUUCGUCUCGCUCCUAUUUUGUCACACAGAGAGGAAAACCUUUGUAAGAGACCAAGGUCAAAUGACAGGGACAAGCUAAAAAAAGCCAUAUUCUUUUUAACGCAUGCUGUGGCAGGGUGGUUGCUCUAAAUGGCUGUUUUUAAUUAAUUUCUCUCCUGUUCUGUUUACUUGGCACAGGAAUCUUGACUCUUGUUUUUAAUGAUCUGGUCUAAUGGAUGAAUAUAUCCAUUUCUAUCUCGCAUGGCAGCAGUGUUUACACCUCCAUAGGAACGCGUGAACUUUACAGUGGCUGUAAUUGAGAAGAUAACUUCUGGAUCCUCGAGUCAAGCUGCUCUGGUGGCAUCUGAACCCCUCCAUAUCUCGCAGUGAAGCUUGUCACAACAGGGAGUUUUUAAACUACGGUUGUAGGUGUUUUAAACUCUUGCUCUGAAAGGUGUCAGUGUUGUUGUUAUUUUUUUUCAAAGACCAGGAUGUAGAUGGAAUAUCACGUGUCAUAUUGUCUGUAGAAGCAGUGGGCUUGCUUUUGACCACUUCUGAAAGGAAAAUCGGGAACGAUUUCUGUCUUUUAUUUUCAUAUGCAAAAUGAUAAGGGCUUUUGGGGUUCCAUCCACAGUCGUUAUCAAGCUCACUAAAACCUAAAAAAAUAACCUGAUUUCAGUUGUUUUGCCUUUAAAAUGGUUAUGUAGACCAGCAAACAUCGCCCUGAGUGCUCAACUACCUAGAGACCGAUCAUUUCACAAUGUGAAGGCUGUUGAGUCAAGUGUUUAUUACUUCUCAGCAGUUUUCAAUCUGUUUAAUCUAUAUUCUAAACUCCACCUACCAGGAAGAAGGUCACAGUUAUGAAAAGUGACACAUUUGUUGUCUCUUGGUCCUAAACAACCCUUUAAAUAUCUCUUUUUGUUAACCUCAGUUUUAAGCCGGUUUGUUUGUUUUAGCUGGACGUUCAGGGCGUCGUUUGUUGGUUCAUUAAAACAGCACAAACUGAAUUUUUUUUUCUGCUGCAAAACCAACUCUCUGCAUUUGAAAUCGGAUGUAUUGACAUUUGCAAUACAUUUUUUGCAUGAAUAGGAGGCCUCCUAUUAAACAUGGCAUGCAUGCUUGUUUCACUGCUAUAUAGAUAUGAGAAGAAAAAAAAAAGACUAUAUAAAAUGGUGCUAUCGGACCUCAUGUCGGGGGUGGUCGCAGUAAAUGUGACUGGUCAUGCGGACUCAUUGAUCAUAUCAGACUUUAUUAUUAUCCUCAAUAUAUGCAGAUCUGUUUUACAGGUGUUUUUUUUUCCUACCAGUGUAACAAACUCUCCUGCAGGUUUGAAAGGACAAGUAGUGACGAGUCUAACCCCAUCUUUCCCUCAUGGCCUGGGGGAUUCGGGCAUAUGCUUAACAUCUCAUCCGUUCUAGAUGUGCACAUUUACGCAAUAACCUGGAGUCUCACACUUUGUUUCCAUCGUUAAAUGCUGUGGAUGUUCAUCUACAUUGCCAUUUUGAACGAUGGCUGGCUUAACUAGCUGAUCGCCGUCACCUAAAUAUGGCCGAAACUACAGCGAUAAUGAUGUGCUGAGUUUACUUUGCUAACAACAUUCGUUCAAAUGUCAUCGGUUCAUUCGGCUGCGAGCAACACGUUGUGCUGAAAGACACGUUUUUUUUUUUGGUUCUAUCAGAAACGUCUGUACACUUUACAUUUUGCAAAGUCGGUUUUUUUUUUUUUUUUUUUUUUUUACGAUUGCAAAUGGAUUGAAGUAUUUUCAUGACUCCUAGAGUGGUUUGAACAUGCACUUUGAAGACAUUUGCAAUCCCAGGCACUGGUGAAACUCUCAGUACCUGACCUGCAUUUACGUUGCUCAAAGAUGAGUUCAAGAACCAAUUUCACGCCGUCAUCUCGUCUUGGACUCAUUUCUAACACCACAACUGGGAUUAUUGUUUGGUAUGUAUAGCAAAUGUUCAUUUAGGCAUAAAUGUUGGGUUGUAACACUCGCAGACGAGCUUCAUGCUCGCUGUCGAACCCAUCGUCGUUUGGCUCAUGUUACCUUUGUGUGUUCAACCGAACCAAAGAUGCCUCCAGCCAUGUCCAAAUGCUGCUCUACAGACCUGCCUUCCUGUCCUUCCAAAAACCUUCCCUGCAAGAGAAAUGUCUUUUGUUUCUGUUAUGUUUUUUUUUCUUUUCUUUUGUACAAUUUCUAAUAUUGUUUUAGGAUUUUAGCUACCUAAGUUCAAUGAAUUGUCAUUGUAGCUGUCUUUGAGACCUUGCACGGUGUCAAUGAACGUAAUACUAGGUUGCACUUUUUUUUUUAAAUUUUGUUUUCAUCAUCAUCAUCAUUGUUGUUGUUAUUAUUAUAAUAUUUUUUGUAAAGGAAGAAAACCCCAUAGCGUGCCUCUUAGAUUUAUGGGUUUCUUAAUGUUUUUUUUCCUAAGACCAGCAGUUAUACUUUAUACAAAAGAUGAGUUAAUUCUUAUUUUUAAAUGCCAUUUAAUGAAAAAAAAUAUAUAUAAUAAUGCCUCUUUUCUUUACUCUGGACCCAGUAGCUACACUGGCAUACAAUCACACUGAUAGAUACGGAGAAAAAGUAUAACAAAUAAUAAUGAUGAUGAUGAUGAUAAAAAAAAUGUAAGAACUACAAUAAAUUUGUUUGAAAACUUUUUUUGUAAAAAAAAAAAAAAAAGAAAUGUAAAAAAAAAAAAAAAGUAAACACAAUGACUGUUUUUGUAUAUUGACUUAAUUCUUUUCAAAAAAAUAUUUUGGACCUAGUUUCUAAAUUAUUUUAGUGGUUUUCAAUGUUCUGGAACUUUGAGAAGAUGCGCCCUUCGAUGACUGACAGCUUGCGGUGUUGUCAUUGCGGGCAUCGGGGUCACCUGGUGUAGCCCCGUAAUGCCCACCACUUUUUGUUUGUUUUUCAGGUUUGAUUCUUUCAGAACUUUAAAAUAACGACCUGGCAAAAAAAAAAAAAAAGCAUAAUAAUAAAAAAAAAAUAGAAAAACAACUCCCCUGUAGAACUAGAUCCUGUACCCCACUGAAUUGCUGUUAGUGUGAUGAGACUUGAAAUGGGCAUUUAUUAUGAAUAUGGUAGUAUGGCUCCAAAAAAAAAAAAAAAGACAAAAU